AUGCUCCCCUCCUACCUUUUUGCGACUCUCCCACUGGUAGCCAAUGCGGCUGCCCUCACCUACCAUGGAGCGGACAUCUCGUCCGUCUUCCUCGAGGAGAAGGCUGGUGUUGCCUACAAGAACCUGGACGGAAAGACCCAGCCUCUGGAGACCAUUCUUACUGACAAUGGUGUCAACUCUAUUCGUCAGCGUGUGUGGGUGAAGAAUGGAGAUUAUGACCUGAUAUACAAUAUCAACCUUGCGAAGCGAGUCGCCGCGACUGGCGCGAGUAUCUACCUGGAUCUCCAUUACAGUGAUGACUGGGCGGAUCCCAAGCAUCAGACCACCCCCGGAGGCUGGUCUACCGAUGACAUCAACAAACUGUCCGAUCAGAUCUACCAAUAUACACUAAGUGUUUGCAACGAAUUCGCGGCGGCAAAGCUCAGCGUGGAGCUCGUGUCGAUCGGCAACGAAAUCACCUCCGGAUUCCUCUGGCCUCUAGGCAAGACCCCCAACUACGACAACAUUGCCCGUCUGCUGCACUCGGGUGCCUGGGGUGUGAAGGAUUCCAAGCUGGCGAAGAAGCCCAAGAUCCUGAUCCAUCUCGAUAACGGCUGGGACUGGGAACAACAGAAAUACUUCUAUGACACCACCCUCGCGACCGGCAUCCUCAAGUCCGAAGAUUUCGAUGUGAUCGGUCUGUCCUACUACCCCUUCUAUAACGAGAAGGCCACUCUUGCCUCGCUGAAGACCAGCGUGUUGAACAUCCAGAAGACAUACAACAAGGAGGUGAUCGUGGUCGAGACCAACUGGCCCGUUAAGUGCUCUAGCCCGGAAUUCCCGUUCCCCUCGGACCUAAAGGACAUUCCUUUCUCAGAGGAAGGCCAGGUGACGUUCCUGCAGAGGUUGUCGGAGACACUUACUGCUAGUAAGGGCACCGGUUACUUCUACUGGGAACCUGCCUGGACCAAGAAUGCGGGAUUGGGGUCGAGCUGUGAGGACAACCUGUUGGUGGAUUACAACACCAACCAGAUUCGCAGCAGUGUGAAGGCCUUCGGGCAGUAAGAAGUUGCCCUUUUUCUUUUUUUUUCUUUUUCUUUUCUUUUUUUUUUCGCAACUGUACCACAGCUUUCGAUG
Molecule: messenger RNA, 1116 nt
Organism: Aspergillus alliaceus
Lineage: Eukaryota; Fungi; Ascomycota; Eurotiomycetes; Eurotiales; Aspergillaceae
Product: putative arabinogalactan endo-beta-1,4-galactanase A
Exons: 2
Coding region: 1-1044 (347 amino acids)
Biological process (GO): pectin catabolic process
Molecular function (GO): glucosidase activity
Source: RefSeq, a predicted model, not a curated record